Messenger RNA from Mesorhabditis belari, 1680 nucleotides. Lineage: Eukaryota; Metazoa; Nematoda; Chromadorea; Rhabditida; Rhabditidae. The record is from the annotation of a GenBank genome assembly.
AUGAUGCUUUUGCUACUACUUUCUCUGCUGUAUUUGGAAAUAAAUGGUCUAUUGGGACAGUGCUUUGAUAAAGAAGAAAAGAAAACAAUGAAUGAAACCGAUGAUGAACCGAUGAUUCUCAAGAGUCCUGGAUACCCAGAAAAACACCUGGGCAGCAUUGAUUGCAAUUGGAUUAUUAAACCACCGCCAAAUCAUCAAUUGACGCUGACUAUCGACGAUUUUCAGCUACGUAAUAGUCGUUACAGCGGCUACAUGCACGUCUUCGAAAUUUUGUCAGUAAACGGCAGUGAAGUGCAAAUCCCAAUAGGACGAACGGACCGUGAUGAUGAAGAUGACGAAACAGCAACUUUUCUUGGACAAGCUUUCAGGAUUCGCUUACUCCUCUAUCCUUACAUCUAUGGUCUAACACCAGAAAGUGGUCUCAAAUUUCAUAUAACGAUUCGCAAAGUUAAAGAAAACACGGCAAAGGAAAGCAAUUGUGGUCUGGAUCGGGGAAAUUCACUCCAAUUUUCUUCUGAUUUUGGUAAAGAAUACAAACAUGCUAUCGAGCUGCCACACUCAAUAAUGUUCAUGGGAAUGUUUGCAAUGACAGCUUGCAAUGACAAAAUGAGUUACUUAGACCAAAAGUCUUCGUUGCGCAAUUCUCAGUCAUUUGGAAAUAGAGUCUUGUUGAAAAUAUGCCGAUCAGAGCAAAAAUUUGUUGAAUUCUCCGUUCAAACAGGACCGAAUCGUUGCAUUUGUUCUAUGGAGAAAAUUGUUUUAUCGCAUGAUACCAAUAUUACUCUUCCCGAUUUUCCAUCCGGCGUUUGUGAUCUUGCCACAUGUGAAUCAGAAGUCAGCAUUGCCGCCACUGAAGAGAAUUCAACUCACUAUGAACGAAUCUUAUUAGAAGCAAAUCGUUUUGAAUCCUACAAAACGCCAUUCACACUCAAAAUGAAGGGCGUUACGACAAAUAACUCGAGAAUUGCCAGCUCAUUGGUUCGGACAAGGCACGACUACAGACAAAUCUGGAUGCUGCCAACUUCAUUUAAUAUUUCAUACCAUCGAAAUGUGCAUGCGCUCAACUUCACGUUGAUGCACGUUUCGAGAAAAUGCACAUGUUUCCCCGAUGAAAAUAUAAAGAGCUCCUUUAUUCCUAAUGACAAUCCGUCUCGAAGUUUCAGCACUGGUGACUACCUCACUUCAGCAAACACAGCUGACUUCAUUUAUUUGCACUUUGGAACAAGGCCGGAUAAUGUCGAGACAGAGAUUAAUGUAAGCAUCAAUUUGGAGUGGAAAGGAGCCUGUCAAUGCGAGCAAACAGAAUACACACUUGAUGAUUUGCCGAUUUGGGUUUUAUCACCAUAUUAUCCAGCAAAUUAUUGCAACAAUAUGAAUUGUUCUUAUUCAAUAACGGCUGCUGAUGGGGCUAAAAUUCGGAUCGUUGUCAUUGCCCUUUCUAUUUUCUACAAUGAUCGACUGACAUAUGAGGAACAUGGGAUAACGAAAAAAUUUGACCGAAUUGGAGAAGUCCGAACAACUGAAAGCAAUCAGCUGCUUCUCCGAUUUGUGAGUGACGGAUCGGACACAUCUAAAGGAUUUCAAUUGAAACUAGAAACAUAUUGGUUAAACGGCAUUCCAAUGCCGAUCAAACCAACGAGUACUAUAUUGGCAAAAACGACAAAAGAGCUUGUGAUCAUC